This is a messenger RNA of Ciona intestinalis (vase tunicate), 1436 nucleotides long. NCBI's taxonomy places the organism in Eukaryota, Metazoa, Chordata, Ascidiacea, Phlebobranchia, Cionidae. The record is from RefSeq and is a predicted model, not a curated record.
UCGAAUUUGCAAUGAACGUAUAAACUAAUACGACCAACAAAGUUUUUUAGCGACCUUUUGCCUACAUCCCUUAAAACGGAGAAAAGUUUUUGAAGCACAGUUACUUUUGCACGUGCUGCCCUGUAUAACGUUACGAAAUGAAGUUUAUCUGUGUCGUUACCAUCUUAUGCGGGCUGGUUAUUUUAACUGAAGGCUUGAUAUGUUGGACAUGUGAGAACGCAAGAUCAAACGCUAUGUGUAAAGCGACUGGAAGAUUGAAGACGUGUGAUUUUAAUCAGCAAGCUUGUCAAACUCACAUACGAACCGACCCACAAGGAAUGCGAAUCACAAAAGAAUGUAAACAAGCUCAUGCUUGCAACAACAAUUAUAUACAGAACCCAAGAGCGGCGUGGGUUCCAAGCCAGUGCAAUCUAAAUGUACAAGGAUCAGUUUGCAGAUGUUGCUGCGACUUCGACAGAUGUAGUUACAAUACAUUGUUAUGCCCGCAAGUUCCAACAACGACGACGGUUGCUCUUACACCACCCCCUACGACAACAACACCAGAGGCGUCCGGUGCUGCAGACCUGCCGACCUGCCCCGAAGUCGAAAUAAGAAGCGGUUCUGCCACAUGCACUAGGGGUAACAACGUCGGCUCUACGUGCACAUUUAGCUGCCAAGAUGGAUUGAGUUUACACCCUGCAAACUUUAGCCAUUCUGAGUGUGACGGAACCGCAUGGAACGAGCCGAUACCGUGCUGCACACGGCCUUGCCCACCUUUUGCCCGGGCAGAUGCGGUUCUUAUUUUGGAUUCUUCGAGUUCGGUAAGAAAGCCAAACUGGGACAGAAUGAUCGAGUUCGUGGUUAGCAUGCUAACUCAAUUCGUUGUGAAUGAAUCGAGUCUCAGGGUUGGUGCCUUUCGUUACAACAGAGCCGUGGACAGUGACACUCAAAUUUUACUCAACGGGUUUACAAAUGACAAAACUGGCCUAGUACAAGCUAUUCAAGAUAUCCCAUAUCGUGGUAGUGGAACUCGUACGGGGAAUGCAAUUCGUCACGCGAAGGACGUUUUAUUGCUGCCAGAGAACGGUAACCGCCCGAACGUGACUGAUCUCGUAUUCGUGGUCACUGAUGGCCGAUCUCAAGACGCUGUGGCGGAAGUUGCAAGGGAGCUAAGAGCGACUGGAGCUGUGACGUUCGUGAUUGCGGUUAUUAUCCAAGGCUCAACCAUAGAAAGAGAUCAAAUGUUGGAUAUCGCUGGUUCUCCUGAUCGUUUAUUCGAAGUGACGGGGGGUUUCGAUGACUUAGAUUCUGUGUUCGCUGAUAGACUAAGAAAUUACUUCUGCCCUCCGCCUUGCGAGAACUUUUAAUGGGGGAUUAAAAACACGAGGCAAAAAUGGAUUGUGGUGUUACGAUUAUGUCCUGUUAUGGACCGUGUACACUACAAUGCUGUUUUUUAU